Molecule: messenger RNA, 1663 nt
Organism: Topomyia yanbarensis
Lineage: Eukaryota; Metazoa; Arthropoda; Insecta; Diptera; Culicidae
Product: histone H2A
Exons: 1
Coding region: 37-411 (124 amino acids)
Cellular component (GO): nucleosome
Molecular function (GO): structural constituent of chromatin; protein heterodimerization activity; DNA binding
Source: RefSeq, a predicted model, not a curated record
UUCAGUGCUACGUACAUCGAAAACCAAACACAGAAAAUGUCUGGACGUGGUAAAGGAGGCAAAGUUAAGGGAAAGGCAAAGUCCCGCUCGAAUCGCGCCGGUCUGCAGUUUCCCGUGGGUCGAAUUCACCGUCUGCUGAGGAAAGGAAAUUAUGCUGAACGUGUCGGAGCCGGAGCGCCCGUCUAUCUGGCAGCUGUGAUGGAAUACCUCGCUGCUGAAGUGUUGGAAUUGGCAGGCAAUGCUGCCCGUGACAACAAGAAAACCAGAAUUAUCCCACGUCAUCUGCAGCUGGCCAUUCGCAACGACGAGGAAUUGAACAAACUGCUCUCCGGAGUGACCAUUGCGCAGGGCGGUGUGUUGCCGAACAUCCAAGCCGUACUGUUGCCCAAGAAGACCGAAAAGAAGGCAUAAAUCGAACGCUCACCAAUGAAAUGCUCUUGUACAAAAACGCCCUUUUCAGGGCGACCAGAUAUUUUUGAUAAAGAAAAAAAUUGAAAUUGUUUCCAAUAUGAGGGUUAAUCGCAUCGGUUAUGAAAUUAUCGUAACAGUACCAGCAGUAAUGAUGACUAUUUGCUUGUAGUAAUAGAAAAAACUUGUGUAACGAGAAAAGUGCUCCGCUUCGACUCCACUUGUUUCAUACAAAUCUGAUUUGCAUUCUUUAUUACAGUAAUAUCAAAUAAGAAUCGGUUUCGGUCGAAUCACAUUGUUUGAAAAAGCGAUCUAUUGUAGUGAAGUUGAAAGUUCGAAAACAUCAAACUGUAAAAGAAAAAUUCAAUGUAUGUUAGAUAAUCAUGAUUCCAAUUGCAGUGAAGUAACUCGAAAUAUUAAAUGAUAAAAAACAUUUUCUGGGAUCUUCGGCACAAAAAAAUAGCCACGUCGUAAUUUUCAACCGAUUUUAACAAUUCUGCAAAAGAACUUUUGCAACGGUAUGCUACAUUAUGCUGUUUUGUAAGAUAUAUUGUGCGAUUUUGGGACAUUAUUAACAAAGAACAUUUACUUUCGCGUCCAACGAUAUUAUAAUCACCGAAAUCGAUCGAAAAAUGGCAGAGCUAUUAAAUUUUUUUCUAAAGUAGGAAUUAUCUACCAUGGCUCUAAAUCAAACCGAAUCGACUGAAAAUGAGAACGUAACGUAGCAAUUUUUUUGGCAAAGGUCCAAGAAAAUGCUUUUAUUUGCUACUAAUCAAGAUUGCUAAAAUGUAUAAUAGUUCUCAAAUAUUAUUUUAUGUAGCAUUUGAUGAGAUCUACAACCUAUACUAGAUCACUUGAAAUGGUCAAAAUCACUGUAGCACAUUCUGCUCGGUUACGCGUUUGCAUUGCAAUUGCUAGUAUUCCCUAACAGAGCCGACGAUUUAGGGUACCUCACUGCUAGUCGAUUAAAUUGUUUAGAGUCUUGAGCCACGCCCACAAUCAAUUCGAUGCUAAAAAGGCGUCUACAAUUCAAUAUUUCUUAGCACGUUAAGUGCAUCAGAUCUUCUGUCUGAAAUAGUCAAAUCAUUGACAAUCAUGGAAAACAUUUCCCGCGUCAUCGGUUUUAUGCAAUAGAGACUAACUCAAAACUUAACUUUUUUUUGGAAUAUUUGAUAAAAUAUAGCGAGAAGCGGUGUUAAUUUUCACCACACAAAAACGUUUUGAAAUUCAUUAAAAAAUCAUACUAUAAGUGUAA